Aspergillus terreus NIH2624 is the source of this 846-nucleotide messenger RNA. Its product is annotated as serine/threonine-protein phosphatase. The transcript is spliced from 2 exons. Gene Ontology annotation, biological process: peptidyl-serine dephosphorylation. The record is from RefSeq and is a predicted model, not a curated record. NCBI's taxonomy places the organism in Eukaryota, Fungi, Ascomycota, Eurotiomycetes, Eurotiales, Aspergillaceae. Gene Ontology annotation, cellular component: FAR/SIP/STRIPAK complex. Gene Ontology annotation, molecular function: protein serine/threonine phosphatase activity. The coding region runs from base 1 to 846 and encodes 281 amino acids.
AUGAAGGAGAGCAAUGUCGUACACAUUGCGGCUCCGGUGACGGUGGUCGGCGAUAUCCACGGACAGUUCUUCGACAUGAUUGAGAUCUUCAAGAUCGGGGGUUUCUGUCCGAACACGAACUAUCUUUUUCUAGGCGAUUACGUGGACCGCGGCCUGUUCAGCGUGGAGACGAUCUCGCUCCUCGUGUGCCUGAAACUGCGGUACCCGCAGCGCGUGCACCUCAUCCGCGGGAACCACGAGUCCCGCGGUGUGACACAGUCGUACGGGUUCUACACAGAGUGCGCGCGCAAAUACGGCAACGCCAAUGUCUGGCACUACUUCACGGACAUGUUCGACUUCCUCACGCUGAGCGUGGUGAUCAACGACCAGAUCUUCUGCGUCCACGGCGGUCUGUCGCCCUCCAUCCACUCCAUCGACCAGAUCAAGAUCAUCGACCGCUUCCGCGAGAUCCCCCACGAGGGCCCCAUGGCCGACCUGGUCUGGUCGGACCCGGACACCGAGCGCGACGAGUUCUCGCUGUCGCCGCGCGGGGCCGGGUACACCUUCGGCGCGCAGGUCGUGCGCAAGUUCCUCGAGGUCAAUAGCAUGUCGCACAUCCUGCGCGCUCACCAGCUGUGCCAGGAGGGCUACCAGGUUCUGUACGAUGACCGGUUGAGCACGGUGUGGAGCGCGCCCAACUACUGCUACCGCUGUGGCAAUCUGGCUAGUGUGCUGGAGGUGAGUGACACGGGCGAACGGUAUUUCAAUAUCUUCGAUGCGGCGCCGGAGAACGACAUCCAUCGGGGAGAACAGCAGGCACAACAGAACAAAGAUGGUCAGAGUCCUGUCAUCGAUUACUUUUUGUGA